Paracoccidioides lutzii Pb01 is the source of this 114-nucleotide messenger RNA. RefSeq lists its product as hypothetical. The record is from RefSeq and is a predicted model, not a curated record. Bases 1 to 114 code for a protein of 37 amino acids. The transcript has 2 exons.
AUGCCUGGGAUCACCCAGAAAGCGUCAUGCUCCGUUAAGCGCAAAGUGACGAGCUCACCCAGUGCUGCAACCACACCAAAUGUUUUGAUGGGGGAUCACGGUUCGGAAAUGUAG